Molecule: messenger RNA, 1104 nt
Organism: Cornus florida
Lineage: Eukaryota; Viridiplantae; Streptophyta; Magnoliopsida; Cornales; Cornaceae
Product: stearoyl-[acyl-carrier-protein] 9-desaturase, chloroplastic-like
Exons: 3
Coding region: 1-1104 (367 amino acids)
Biological process (GO): defense response; fatty acid biosynthetic process
Cellular component (GO): chloroplast stroma
Molecular function (GO): stearoyl-[ACP] desaturase activity; stearoyl-CoA 9-desaturase activity
Source: RefSeq, a predicted model, not a curated record
AUGUCUGUGAUUAUCAAUUCCAAAAUUAAUUUUCAAUCUCUAAAAUUCCCUUCCUUUCCUCGCAAUAUUCCAAUGGCCCAUCUCACAUAUUCCAAGAUUUCCAUGGCUUCCACUCUCCCCUCCAGCUCCAGGGAGGUUGGCUUGAGGAAGAAGCAAUUCGCACUUGCUCAAGAGCCACGUUGUCAAGUGACACACUCUAUGCCACCAGAAAAGCUAGAGAUAGUGAAAUCCCUGGAUGAUUGGGCUAAGAACAAUGUGUUGAUUCACCUAAAACAAGUUGAGAAAUCUUGGCAGCCACAGGAUUUUUUGCCAGACCCUACUAGGUCGGCGGACGAAUUCGCCGAGCAAGUGAAGGAACUCAGAGAGAGGGCCAAAGAGAUCCCGGAUGACUACUUUGUUGUGUUGGUUGGAGAUAUGAUCACAGAAGAAGCCCUUCCAACUUACCAAUCAGUGUUAAAUACUACUGACGGAAUUCGGGACGAAUCGUGUUCAAGCCUCAGUGCAUGGGCAAUUUGGAUUAGGGGAUGGACUGCUGAAGAGAACAGGCAUGGUGACCUCCUCAACAAGUAUCUCUAUCUCUCUGGAAGAGUUGACAUGAAGCAAAUUGAGAAAACAAUUCAUUAUCUGAUUGGGUUUGGAAUGGACAUUCAGGCAGAAAAUAAUCCCUACCUAUUGUCCAUUUAUGCCUCAUUCCAAGAGAGGGCAACCUUUAUCUCUCAUGGUAACACAGCUAGGCUUGCCAAGCAAUAUGGGGACACAAGCCUGGCUCAGAUAUGUGGUACCAUAGCCUCCGAUGAGAAGCGCCACGAAGCUGCUUACACCAAGAUAGUGGAGAAGUUCUUUGAGAUUGAUCCUGAUGGAAGUCUCGUGGCAUUUGCAGACAUGAUGAAGAAGAAGAUAACAAUGCCAGCCCACUCGAUGUACGAUGGACGUGACUUUGAUCUUUUCAGGCACUUCUCGGCUGUUGCACAGCGGCUCGGUGUGUACACUGCCAAGGACUAUGCUGAUAUAUUGGAGUGUUUGGUUGAUAGGUGGAAUGUGGAGAAGAUCAGUAGUGGACUUUCGGGGGAGGGUCGAAAGGCUCAGGAGCGAGUAAAGCUCUGA